AUGACGACCCUGGGCGGCCCAGGCGGCGGGACAAAGUUCUCCAAACCCUCUCCGCCCGAGCGAGGGAGCUUCCCGCUGGACCACGAGGCGGAAUGUCAACCCAUCAUGAAGGAAUACCUGAAAUGCCUGAGGCGCCAUCGCGGUGUCAACGAUGACUUGUGCCGACAAUUGAGCAAGAGCUAUCUGCAAUGUAGAAUGGAGAGGUAAGACCCCCAUACACACACACAAUGACCCUAUAGGAAGGAAGGAGGGGGGUUUUGGAAGCGCUAAUGGGAGGUCCUGGCAGGAAUCUGAUGGCACCCGACUCGAUGAGGAAUCUCGGCUUUCACGAUCCGGAAUCCGAGGCACAAGCUGCUGCGGCUGCGGCGAAGACGGGCGAUGGAGAUGGGAGUCGAAAUCUUCCGGUGGCGGGGAGGAAUGAACAGUCGGAGAGAUGA
Lecanosticta acicola is the source of this 437-nucleotide messenger RNA. NCBI's taxonomy places the organism in Eukaryota, Fungi, Ascomycota, Dothideomycetes, Mycosphaerellales, Mycosphaerellaceae. The record is from the annotation of a GenBank genome assembly.